AUGCACACCAAUCAAGUUUACAGAGAGCGUGUUAUUGUAAAUAAUGGACCACACAAAUGGUGGCACCACCGUUGGUUCAAAAGAAUCGCCAUUUCCGUUACUGUUUUAAUAGUUUUCGCUGUUAUUCUUGCUCUGAUGUUAAAAUUCGUCGUUUUUGCACCGAAGAAAUCAGAAACUAGUACCACCGCCGCAACAUCAUUGUCAUCACUAACAACAAUAAUAUCAACACCACCGUCAUUAUCAACAACAACAACAACAUUAGUGAUAUCGACCACAAGUUCACCACAAACAACAGCCAUGACUACAACGCAGCCCACAGAUAUAAGUGGUUGCUUAGCAUUCAAAAGUUUUCUAUAUCUCACUAAAAGUUAUAUUAAAAGAACAGUGAUUUUGUCAUGA
Molecule: messenger RNA, 399 nt
Organism: Adineta steineri
Lineage: Eukaryota; Metazoa; Rotifera; Eurotatoria; Adinetida; Adinetidae
Source: the annotation of a GenBank genome assembly